Molecule: messenger RNA, 2438 nt
Organism: Monodelphis domestica (gray short-tailed opossum)
Lineage: Eukaryota; Metazoa; Chordata; Mammalia; Didelphimorphia; Didelphidae
Gene: THY1
Product: Thy-1 cell surface antigen
Biological process (GO): cell adhesion; integrin-mediated signaling pathway; regulation of cell migration
Cellular component (GO): focal adhesion; external side of plasma membrane; dendrite
Molecular function (GO): GTPase activator activity; integrin binding
Source: RefSeq, a predicted model, not a curated record
AGAGUCGAGAGACAGGGAAUGGGGAGUGACCUGAAAACCUAUCCCUGAUGGGGACAAGGAGAUGAAGAGAGAAGGGUAUAGCGAUGCCUGGGUCUUUCAGCUCCAGCCUGAUUUCUCUUAAAGUCCUCUAGGAAAAAUGGAAAGGGUGGAGCAGACUAAAGGGAGGGGGGAGGGAGAGAAAUGGUGGGAGAUGUUCAGGACUUCCUUCUUCCCCAAUCCUUCCCAACCCUGGGUGGGUCUAUGAAGUCUCCUAAACAGCCGCAGAACCCAUUUUCUCGCCUGUAGGGCGGUUUACCAGCCCCCCCCCCCCUUCCCACCACCCCCGCUUCCCUCCCAAACCCUUCUCCAACUACCUCCCUGCCUCCCCCCCCCAGCCCGGUCCAGCCAAUCCCCUACCCAGCAGCUGAUUGGUAGGGCUUCUCAGCCCCUCCCUCUAGUCCCCAGUCUGAAACUGCAGGCUCGGAGCCCCGUUCUAGAGCUUAUAGACUACCUCUCAUCUUGCUGAGGAAAGCAGUGGCGGUGGCGGCGAAGAGACUUGGCCCACAGGAGUCCCUCUGGGCCUGGCUGGUGACACUGUGGCGGCUGCCUGUGGCGGCACCCUCCUCCUGACAUGUUGAGUCCCAAGAUCGCCAUCGCUGUCCUGUUGACAGUCUUGCAGGUGGCCUAUGGACAGAAAGUGAACAGCCUGACUGCUUGUCUGGUGGACAAGACUCUGAGAGUGGACUGCCGCUUUGAUAAUACUAGCAAGACCCCACUUCAGUAUGAGUUCAGCCUGACCCGAGAGAAACAAAGGCACGUGCUGAAUUCCACGAUGGGAGUUCCUGAGCAUGCCUACCGGAGCCGGGUCAACCUCACCAUCUCCCAAAACUAUAUGGCCCUGUUCCUGAAAGACUUCAGCCAAAAGGAUGAGGGUAUCUAUGCUUGUGAUCUGCGUGCUUCUGGGAUCCCCAAUUCCUUCACCACCAAGAACAUCACUGUCUACAAAGAUAAACUGCAAACCUGUGGGGUCAUGAGCCUCCUAGUUCAAAACACUUCCUGGCUGCUGCUGCUGCUGCUCUCCGUCCCCCUCCUCCAGGCUACGAAUUUUGAGUGCCUGUGAUUGGCUGGGAGCCAAGAAGGAGAUAGUCAAGACAAGGCCAAACCCCAGGAAACCCCCCCUUCUCUCUUUCUCUCUCUGAGCCGGCUGUCCCACUACACCCCCCCACCCACCCUAGGGAGGUGAGAGGAGGCAGAGAACCCACUCCUAUAGAGGAAUCCUAGUUCCGCAUGCCAUCAUUCACCUACUCUCUUCCUCCACCUUGCUGCCCCACACCCCACACUCCCCUACACCGUACUCCCAGCUGCAUUUUUGUAUUUGCCAUUCCAGGGCUGUUUCAGUGAUUAAUUGGGGGACAUUUUUCUUCUUUUCUUUCCUUUAGAAGUUUAUAAAGUGGGGUGCAAAGGGGAGGAGAAGAGACCAAGCCAGCUUUUGGAUUGGCUGGGACUGAUUUGUUGUGACCUCAAGAAAGAGAGGCUCCACGAAGGAUAGACAGGGGAGAGGGGGAAGGGGGAAGAAGGGCACUUAGAAUCUGCCUGAAUUUGGAAUGACAGAAUAAUACUGGGUCAGUAGGAUGUAGAAGUGGCAUGUAGCAGGAGCAUCUCGAAACCCAGGUGGGAGAAACAUUUGGACCAUUCUUAACUUAAAGGAGAUGGGAGUUUCUGGGGUUCCCAAACCCACCAUGUUGGCUUUACUGGGAUGAAAAAAAGUCCCAGAGAGAAUGAUCAGCAGGAAAUAUCUCCAUCUUAAACAUUAGAAAUCCCCUGGAUUCCUCUGGCAAGAAGCCUAGCAGUGAAUGAAGAAAGACCUAUAGAGUGAGGAGGAAAGAGGAGGUGGGGGAGGGCAGGGGAAAGCUGUUUUAACUGAGUUAACUGCCUCUAGUUCCCUCUAGUCUCUGCCUGGAACCCUAAUGAAUGGGGGUCCCAUUAUUGCCAUCUCUGUUACAUCCAUCUUCUUCACCCUCCCCUCAACCCCCUUUCACAAAAGCUUCCAGAAUUCAAACCCAGGAGCUGAUGAACCAAGUCAGGCUGGAUCCUUCUCUAAGAAGGGAGCCUCCUAAUUAAAGAAACUAGGUGGUGAACUAAAGGACUGGGUGGUAACCAUGUCCCUGAGAUGGUGCCCUUCUGGGACAUCCCGUCCCCCUCCCCUAUGAACUGAACUGCUCAGGAAUCUCUGGUGACAUCACAGACCCAAGCUGGAGCUUUCUGAGGAGUACAAUGGAGAAAGACUGAGAAAUGGUGCCAAUCUUCAUGAAAUGAGGUCUAAAACCAGAACCCAACUCCCCACAAUCACUGGCAUUGCUAUCUUGUCCUGUGAUCAUGUGUAUUGUCUCCACAGCUUGUUGUUUUAUGGCAUCUAGCCAAGGGAAAACAAAACUACACAAUAAAAUCUAGCCUCUGGA